Messenger RNA from Paramecium pentaurelia, 2212 nucleotides. The record is from the annotation of a GenBank genome assembly. NCBI's taxonomy places the organism in Eukaryota, Ciliophora, Oligohymenophorea, Peniculida, Parameciidae.
AUGAUUUAAAGUAAUACAUAUUAGCAAUUUGAGGCAUAAAUGUAGUCUUCUUAAGGAUUUAAAAAUGAAAAACCUAUGUAAUCAUUUUUAUAUUCAUCUUCAUAGGAAUGAAUAAAUUGAAGAAUUGAUGGAUCACUUAGAUCAUGAACAUGAUAGUGAAGAUGAGGGUAUGGAAGAUUACAAAAUAGGAGGUGAUAUAUAGUAAGUAUUAUUUAGGAUAUCAUCCAGUUCAUGUAGGAGAAGUCUUACUAAAUCGAUAUGUGGUUAUAUAAAAGUUAGGAUGGGGUCACUUUUCUACUGUGUGGUUAGCUAAGGAUUUUAAAUAUGAUACUUAUGUGGCUUUAAAAAUUUAAAAGAGUGCAUCUCAUUAUUUAGAAGCUGCAUAUGAUGAAGUAAAAGAAACUAUUCAAUAUUUUUAGGUUGAAAUUCUGUAAAAAGUUGCUUAGAAUGUAUAGAAUCCAGUUUGGAUUUAAUCACUGAAGGAAUAUUAUGCAGAUGUAUUAGUUUAUUUGAUAUUUAUUAACAGUAAGGAAGAACUUCAUUUAACAGAGAUGAUACACACACUGUUUAAUUAUUGAAUUCUUUUGUAUACAAAGGACCUUAUGGUCAUCAUUUUUGUAUGGUAUUUGAGAUAUUGGGAGUCAAUCUAUUAGAAGUUAUAAAAAGAUUUGAAUAUAAAGGAGUAAUAUAAUAAAAUAUCAUGGUUAGUGUCCUAUGGAUAUUGCUAGAAGAAUGGCUAAAUAGAUUUUAAUUGGAUUAGAUUAUUUACAUAGAAUUUGUGGUGUCAUCCAUACAGAUUUAAAACCUGAGAAUGUUCUAUUAUGUUUGUCUGAUGAAGAGAUUAAAGAUAUAGUAGAAAAUGGAUAAUUGACAUCAAAUUAACUAUUUUCAGAUAGAAUUCAUAUCUAUAGAUAAAUGUUAGGAAUAGUAGAAGAAAAACCAGUAGUUGAUGACAAAAAGACUGUUUAGAAAUAAGAGGAAGAUGAUUUAGAUACUUAAUCUACAAAUUUAACAAAGACUUAAAAAAGAAAAUUAUUAAGAAAGAAAAAAUAAUAAUAAUAAUAACAAUAAUAAUAAAAUGAAUUUAUUAAUGUAGAAAAUGAAUAAACAGAACCAGAAAAGCCUAAAUCAAUAAAAGAAUUGUUUUAAUAGCAAAAAAAGUAUUGAUUUAAUUAAAUCAUAGGAUUUCAUUUACUUAACAAAAGAAAUUGCCAGACAAUUUUCGUUUGAAAAUAGCUGAUCUUGGCAAUGCUUGUUGGAUACAUCAUCAUUUUUCAACAUUAAUAUAGACAAGAUAGUAUAGAUCUCCUGAAGUUUUGUUGGGAAUUAAAUAUAAUCCUACUGCAGACAUCUGGAGUUUUGCUUGCAUGAUAUUUGAAAUGCUUACAGGAGAUUAUUUAUUUGAACCUAGACAAGGUCCAAACUUUUCAAAAAAUGAAGAUCAUUUAGCUUAAAUACAAGAGCUGUUAGGUAAAUUCCCUUAUGAAUAUUGUACUAGAGGUGCAAAAGCUAAAGUAAUUUUAAUAAAUGAUUAUUAUUUUAGAGGUAUUUUAUGAACAAUGGAUAAAUGAAACGAAUUCCAUAAUUGCACUUUUGGAGUUUAUUCAAUGUUUUAACAGAGAAAUAUAGAUUCAAAUAAGAAGAAGCUUUAUCAUUUGCUUCAUUUAUGAUGCCUAUGUUACAUUAAUUACCAGAAUAUAGAACUACUGCUUAAGAAGUGCUGAAGAGAGAAUUAUGUUCCAAUAAUUUAGAUGAUCUCCAAAGAAGAGCUUAGUUGAAGAAAUAUAUAGAUCAAAUAUUUGCAUAUUAGAAUUUCCGAAAUAAUAUUCCAAAUUCUGGUUGGUUAUAGGCCAACACAGAUUCAUAAAUUGGACAUAAGAUGAAUGAUGAGGAAUUUUAAAAAUACAACAAAUAAAAGAAAGCAAAUGAAGAAGUAGAACAAUUUGAUUAGAAUAUUGAAGGAAUUUAACCAACCUUAUUGUCAAAUUAUAGAAGAGUAUAAAGAAUAAUUUAUUGAUUAGGCAUCAACUAGGUCUUAUGAUGGAUCGAUUUCGUAAACUCCAUAACAAGACAAAGUGAUUAGAAAGGAGGGAAAAUAUGUGGAUCAUAGAGUGAUUGAUAGAUCAUUUACAGAUUUAGGAUAUAUAGGUUAUGGAGAUGGAAUAGAUUUAGAAUAAUUAGACAGUACAGGAAAUUGGUAGUUUAGUUGAAU